GUUUAUCCUUUUACUCAAGUAAAGGAUUUGAGUCCUUCUGACGAGGACCAUUCUGCAAAACACCGCCUACAUGUGAUGCGUAUGGCAGCCUACAUGUGAUUCCUAAUACUGUACAGCUAUAAUACUACUUAAAAAUGGAAUGCAGGACUUUAACCUGUAAUUGAGUAUUUGGUUAUUUAACAUUGAUAAUCCUUUUACUUGAGUAACAUGAUGGGAGGUGAAUACUUCUUCCCCCAGUGGUUGUGUGCUGUAGAGCAGUCGUACGUAUUUGCGUUUCCUCUCUGUGUGUGUGAACUGCACUAUCUUGACAUUUACUCAUCUCUGAAGCUAAGGUAGCGCGGUGGCUCAUUGGUUCAACGUCACCUCGCUGAGUCCUUGUUUAUAGCUCGUUAUACAUUAUGUUCAGACUGAAGCUGCUGUUUCUGUGCCGGCGUCCUGCUGGUUUCUGUGAACAUGCGUGUAGCGUGUGAAAGGUGCUGUGCGUCCCGUCUCCACUCAGUGUUGUGGACAUAGCUCUCCUCUCCUCACUGGUUUCCGCUCACAAAGCCUCAUCGCUACCACCCCAGCAGAGAGAUGCACAAGGAAGGGGACGAGGCGCAGGAGGACUGCGGCUCCCGGGAGGAGUGGACGCUGCUGUUCUGGACGUCUCUGGCCGUCAUCGUCCCGGUCAUCAUCACGCUGUGGUGCAGCGCGCAGCGCUCCAAGCGGAAAACGCACAUGAAGGACUUCUUCCGCAAGAGCAAGCACGGCUGGCACUACACAGACCUGUUCAACAAGCCCACCUACUGCUGCGUCUGCGCCCAGCACAUCCUCCACGGGGCUUUCUGCGACUCCUGCGGCGUGUGCGCCGACGAGCAGUGCCUGCGCCGGGCCGACCGGAGCCUGACGUGCAAGGAGAUCAUGGCUCCGUGUGGCCCGGGCGGAGCCAUGGAGCACCGCUGGGUCCGCGGAAAUGUCCCCCUGGCCAGCUACUGUGCGGUGUGCAAACAGCAGUGCGGGACUCAGCCGAAGCUCUGCGACUUCAGGUGUGUGUGGUGUCAGGCCACAGUGCACGAUGACUGCAUGGACAGCCUGCCGGCUGCAGACCAGUGUGAGCUGGGCGAGUUCCACAACCUCAUCAUCCCUCCUCACUACCUCUACCGCGUCAACAAGCUCCGCCGCAGGCACCCUGACGAGUACAGCAAGCUGGCUUCGUCCUGUGGCAGUGGCUGGACUCCAGUGUUGGUCUUGGCUAACACACGCAGCGGUAACAACAUGGGGGAGGCUCUGCUGGGAGAAUUUCGCACCGUUCUGAAUCCCGUACAGGUGUUUGACCUGUCUGAGCUGUCUCCCUCCAAAGCCCUCCAGCUGUGCACCCUGCUGCCUCCCGGCAGUGUCCAGGUGCUGGUGUGUGGAGGCGAUGGCACCGUGGGCUGGGUGCUGGAUGCCAUCGAUACCAUGAAGCUGAAGGGCCAGGACCAGUUCAUGCCGAGGGUGACCAUCCUGCCCCUUGGGACAGGAAAUGACCUUUCCAACACUCUUGGCUGGGGUGCCGGGUACGCUGGAGAGAUCCCCGUGGAACAGGUUCUCCGUAACAUCCUUGAUGCCGAGGUGGUCAAAAUGGACAGAUGGAAAGUGCAAGUGGCUUCAAAAGGCCUCUACUUUCGUAAACCAAAGGUUCUGUCCAUGAACAACUACUUCUCUGUGGGGCCCGAUGCUCUGAUGGCGCUCAACUUCCACACGCACCGUGAGAAAACGCCCUCCUUCUUCUCCAGCCGCAUCAUCAACAAGACUGUAUAUUUCCUGUAUGGCACCAAAGAUUGUUUAGUGCAGGAAUGUAAGGAUCUGGAUAAGAGGAUUGAGUUGGAGUUGGAUGGGGAGAGGGUGGCACUGCCCAGCCUGGAGGGCAUCAUAGUGUGUAACAUUGGCUAUUGGGGCGGAGGCUGCAGACUCUGGGAGGGUAUGGGGGAUGAACCCUGCCCCCCCACACGGCUGGAUGAUGGUCUGCUGGAGGUGGUGGGUGUGUUUGGCUCCUUCCACUGUGCUCAGAUCCAGGUCAAGCUGGCCAAUCCUGUAAGGCUGGGACAGGCCCACACUGUCAGGCUGGUUCUCAAGAGCUCGAAGAUGCCCAUGCAGGUGGACGGGGAGCCGUGGGCCCAGGGUCCCUGCACCAUCACGAUCACCCACAAGACCCAGGCCCUCAUGCUGUACCACAGCGCCGAGCAGACAGAUGACGACGACGAGGAAUCCAGCGCCUCUGAGACAGAGAGCCCCACCCCCCAAGACUCACCCAGGCCCUCGCCUCGUGCGUGACCCGCCCCAGACAUCAUGUGAUCCGAAGCUCCUCUGGUUUUUAUUCUCUGUCUUCUUUUCUGCAGCCCAGUGUCUGUUAAUCACUCCUUUUAAAUGGCACUUCUUCUUCGUCCUCUAACAUCUUUGACCACACUUUAUCCUCCAAUCAUGUUCGUAAGAAGAGGUGUAUUAUGUUUUCAGAGAGCUCACUGGGGUCAAAAGGGUGAGUUUGGAAAUGGGCUGGUGGGAUUUGUUUUUUGGGUCUCUAAUCUUUCCAUAUGUUGUAACCCAGAGCUCAAGCAGUUCCCCCUCCACAGGUGAGAUAGUCAGGAGGAGGUGAAUGUUUGUGAGAAUGAUUGCCGUUUUUUUGCACUGAUCCCUUGUGCCAUAGCCAUCUAUAGUCAACUAUGAAACUGUGUUCAUUCUACUGUAUUUAAGAUUGAAUGCCGAGUGUAGCCCUGCAGCUAUCUGUGAGCCAUUUUAACCAAGUGGCCUAGGUUCAAUUUACCAAACCCCCACAAAGCCAUGUCUAAACAGUCAAAACGGUUGUGAAGGGGAGGUUUCCCUGAAGGUACAGCCAUAGCUUUGUUGCUCUAUUUAUUUAUUUUUACUCCAGAAAGAGCAAAAAAAGAAACAGCGAGCACAUUUUCUGUGUGUGAAAUGUUAAACCGCUCAGAAUAUCUGUUAAAUUCCUCCUUCAGACUCCUCAUCACGGCGUUGAUAGUUUUAAAGUGUUUCCUUCAUUUCAAGAUAAGGUUUUGAAAUGUGUGUGAAAGCCAAUAGUUCUCUGAAUCUGACGGAGCAAGUGCUCCGUUACAACUGCAGCGUGUUGUUCAUCACUGGACGUGUUGGUUUGCUUACUUCAUGGUGCCCUCUCUCAAGUAGCUCACCAAACUGCUAGAUUGUACUAAGAUACAGUCUUGAAACAAUAUUUUCCUGUAAGAGCUACAGGAAACAGCCUGACUUUAUUUUAAAAGUACUGCCAAGUAACUUGUUUAGACAAUUAGAUUUUGCUUACUUGUACACCUUUUUGUUUUUUCCUUUUCUUUAAAAUGUUCUUUCUGUUUACAUGUUUUGGGUUGCACUGUUUUGGCACUUAAGCUGAUAAAUACCUUACACUGCGUAGGAUGUAGGUUAUAUACAUGAAACCGUAAUGCCGACAUUUGAUCUUUCUGCCGAUAGUGAUAACUGCUGAUGAGAUUAAGAUGUCCUGUGUUGUUAUUUUACGUUAUUCAAGUAAUCCUCUUGCAUUUCAUAAUUUGUGAUUUACCAAAUAGUCCCCACAAGGUGGCAGACUAAAGACAGUAUUUUCUGUAGACAGGUCAAGUAGAUCAUGUCCUUAACUGCUACAGUUUUGAAAUGAAUACCAUCAGCCACUUGCAUGUACUUCUGUGUAGUGUUC
Messenger RNA from Anoplopoma fimbria (sablefish), 3673 nucleotides. RefSeq names its product diacylglycerol kinase, epsilon (gene dgke). Bases 574 to 2292 code for a protein of 572 amino acids. NCBI's taxonomy places the organism in Eukaryota, Metazoa, Chordata, Actinopteri, Perciformes, Anoplopomatidae. The record is from RefSeq and is a predicted model, not a curated record. The transcript has 11 exons. Gene Ontology annotation, molecular function: ATP-dependent diacylglycerol kinase activity.